Messenger RNA from Aegilops tauschii subsp. strangulata, 1967 nucleotides. Its product is annotated as phosphoenolpyruvate/phosphate translocator 3, chloroplastic. NCBI's taxonomy places the organism in Eukaryota, Viridiplantae, Streptophyta, Magnoliopsida, Poales, Poaceae. Gene Ontology annotation, biological process: transmembrane transport. The record is from RefSeq and is a predicted model, not a curated record. Gene Ontology annotation, molecular function: transmembrane transporter activity. Gene Ontology annotation, cellular component: membrane.
AAGCCGCCGGCCGGCCCGCCGUCAGAUCGGCAAUUCCUGCCUCGCCAUCGUCUUCCUCCCGCCUUCCUUUUCCACGCCACUCGUGAUGCAUGCUCCUUCUCGGUCUACUACAUGUCGUCGCACCAGUUGACGGCUGCUCUUUCUUCUUCUUUCUUUCUUUCCCUGCUGUUGCGCUCUCCACAUACCAAACCGUCCUUUAUUUUUCGAUUUGAGGCGGAUGGAUUGGGAUUGGCGACACAUUACAUAUUCCAUUCCACUGCACGUACCGCCCACUGCAUUUUCUUUCUUUUCUGCAAACGUUUAAAAAACAUGGUAGUACUGGUAAUAGGAGUAUGACCAGGGGGGACGAAUCUGUACGGGAUCGCGGCGAGAUUCACCCGGCGCCACCCUCGCCUCCCUGUAACGUCGUUAUACAAGUGUACUUAUCUCGGGGGACCUCGGGGGACCCUAUAAGGGACGGAGGCGGCUCCGGCAGCUCCAAGCGCCAGCGAACCAACCACGAGGACACGGCAAGAUGCAGCGCGCCGCGGCCUCCCUCGCCUCCUCCCGCUCUGCCGCGGCCUGGGCGUGCUCCACCACCUCGCGCCAUGCCGCCGCCGGCGCCUCCUGUUCCCCUCGCCGCGACGCCCUCGUGCCUCUCAGAAUUCGCGGCCUGGAGCAGCGGCCCGCCGCCCUCCCCAUGUCCCUGUCGCUGCUCUCCGGCAGUCGGCCCGCGCGGACGGAAAAAGCGGCGGCCGCGGCGGCGGAGCUGGCCCCGGCGGACGAGGUGGCCGCGGGCGGCGGCAUUGCCGGGACGGUGCAGCUCGGCGCCAUGAUCGUCGCCUGGUACCUCCUCAACAUCUACUUCAACAUCUACAACAAGCAGGUCCUCCAGGUGCUGCCAUUGCCGCUCCCCUACACCAUCACCGCCUUCCAGCUCGCCUUCGGCUCGCUCGUCAUCUUCUUCAUGUGGGCCGCCAAGCUCCACCCCGUGCCCAAGCUCUCCGCCGCACAGCUGGCCAAGAUCGCGCCGCUGGCCGCCGGGCACAUGCUGGGCACGGUGUUCACCAACAUGAGCCUGGGCAUGGUGGCCGUCUCCUUCACGCACACCGUUAAGGCCUCGGAGCCCUUCUUCACCGUCCUGCUCUCCGCCUUCUUCCUCGGCGAGGUGCCGUCGCCGCUGGUGCUGGGCUCGCUGGUGCCCAUCGUCGGCGGCGUCGCCCUGGCAUCGUUGACCGAGGUCUCCUUCAACUGGGUCGGAUUCUGGAGCGCCAUGGCGUCGAAUCUGCUCAACCAGACCAGGAAUGUGCUCAGCAAGCGGCUCCUCGGCGGCGAAGAGGAGGAGUUCAUGGACGACAUAAACCUCUUCUCGGUGAUCACUGUGCUGUCCUUCCUGCUGUCCUUGCCCCUGAUGAUCUUUGCAGAAGGUGUCAGCUUCUCCCCGGCGUUCCUCCAGAGCACCGGCCUGAACCUGCAGGAGCUGUGCGUGAGGGCAGCCCUGGCCGGGCUCUGCUUCCAUGGCUACCAGAAGCUGUCGUACAUGAUCCUGGCGCGGGUGUCGCCCGUGACCCACUCCGUGGCCAACUGCGUCAAGCGUGUGGUGGUCAUCGUCUCCUCCGUCCUCUUCUUCCGGACGCCCAUCUCGCCUGUCAAUGCACUGGGGACUGGAGCGGCACUGGCAGGAGUUUACCUGUACUCCAGACUCAAGAAAGCAAAGCCAAAGAGUUCAUGAAGAUGUUUUUUCUUUCCUGUUUUGGGUACAGGUUUUUGAGAUAGAGGAUUAGGUCGAUAUAGUAUCCACGAGAAAAUGUAUUGAGAUAGUAGGUUGUACAGAACUUGCCACGGCCAGUAGUACACUUGUACUACAGGCUACAGCAGCUUCUUUCAAUAGUAGCAGGACCAAACUUCUGGUCUUGAAGAUUUGUAACAUCCUCCCUGAAUAAUCACAAAUCUCCUGACAAAUGCAAUAUGCUCAGAUGCCAUGAGAA